Prorocentrum cordatum is the source of this 1041-nucleotide messenger RNA. The record is from the annotation of a GenBank genome assembly. NCBI's taxonomy places the organism in Eukaryota, Dinophyceae, Prorocentrales, Prorocentraceae.
GCCGGGCGCCCGACGGCGACGUUGUAGUGCUGAACGCGGUCCAGAAGCAGGAGGCGGUAGAACUGGCCCAAGUACACGGGGUACAGAAGAACAUGACCGUAAUUGUGUCUGACACACCUGACAACGACCAAACGACGGCAGCUAACGGCGACGACACAUCCCAGUGGGUAGCGGUCGUCAAAGGAGGCCGGCCGAGCAUGAAGAAACUGGAGUGCACCAACCUUCAAGGGGCCAAGAUUGACGCACCGAAACACGAAGUGGAAGGCCCUGAGCCGCCUGCUGUACGUGCCACGACCACGGUACGUGUGACAAUGGUCAAGGAAUUCAUGACAGACGCGCAAUGGAAGACGGCCCGCCAGCGGCCCGGCGCCGUGGCGACGGGAGAUCUCGAUAAGGACGCCAUCCUGGCAGCGGAAGCCUUCUCUGAGGUACUCGAAGCAGGAAAAUUGGUAGCCCUGAUUGGGUACCUCACGGUCGCCGCGGCUGGGCUGGCCCCAGUGCUCGCCGCUUCCGGAGCCCACGGCCGCUUCUACAGGGUGCUUGCGAAGGACCGCUCGGCACCCGAUGGCGUGGCAGUGCCUGGGGUGCACGACAUGGACGUGGACUUGGACGCCGAAUACAUUACCGACAAACAGAAACGACAAAAACGGUACGACCAGGAGGACAUGGACCUCGACGGCCUAGCGGAGGAGACCCGGACCACUGAGAGGGCCAAGAGGACAGCCGCACGGGAGGCGGAAGACGCUAAAGUCCGUGACAGGAUCAAGAAAGCCCGGGGUGAAGUAGCGGCUGCGCCGGCAGAGCUACCAGGGACUGCAGGCCCAGCAGCCGCGCCAGCAGCAAAAGCAGCGGCCAAGCCCGCCGCGAAGCCGCCGCCCAAGCGGAAGAACCCGUUCGAAGCCAUCGACCCCGGUUCCAACGGAGGCGACUGCGGAUACCGGGCCCUGGCUGCGGGUUGGGCUCUGCUCGGGGGAGUCGCCAAGGCCACGCGGGAGAACACGCUGAACCCCGCCAAGCUCGAGAGAAUGGCGAAGACCCUAC